Messenger RNA from Perca fluviatilis (European perch), 1273 nucleotides. RefSeq names its product replication protein A 32 kDa subunit-like. Gene Ontology annotation, cellular component: chromosome, telomeric region; site of double-strand break; DNA replication factor A complex. Bases 205 to 912 code for a protein of 235 amino acids. NCBI's taxonomy places the organism in Eukaryota, Metazoa, Chordata, Actinopteri, Perciformes, Percidae. Gene Ontology annotation, biological process: nucleotide-excision repair; double-strand break repair via homologous recombination; DNA replication. The record is from RefSeq and is a predicted model, not a curated record. Gene Ontology annotation, molecular function: DNA binding. The transcript has 8 exons.
GAAACGCAAACUUCACACGCGGGAAAAGAUCUCCGGUCAGCUUGAAAGUCCUGCGUUUUCCCCUCAGACCAAUUGCCAGAGUGAUAGAGAAAUGGAUCUGCCAAUUGCUAUUUGGCAAGUGGGCGGAGUCAAACGUUUAGCUCCACCCACAUUGAGCCACUCCUCGAUCUGCGUACUGCAGUCAGGGCUUACUUCUCGGAUGGGAUGCCCAGCCACAAAGCGACUGUAAUGGAUUCCUCCCUGAUGUUGCCACAGAGGACAACUCUUCAGAUUUUGCCGUGCACAGUGUCUCAGCUGCUGUCUGCCUCUCGAGGCAGCGACAGAACCUUUACAAUCUGCAACUGGGAACUCAACCAGGUCUCUGUAGUGGGCAUCAUCCGAGGAUCGGCUCCCUCUGUGACCAACAUCCAGUACUCUGUGGAUGACAUGACUGGCCCACCUUUAAAUGUGAAGCAGUGGGUUAACACAGAGGACUGUGUUUCUCCUGGAACGUAUGUGAAGGUGAUUGGAAGCCUACGCAGUUUGGAUGGUCAAAGGUCAUUGCUGGCGAUGGACAUUCGUUGUAUCAAGGACCUCAAUGAGAUCACGUCCCACAUGUUGGAAGUGGUACAAGCACAUAUGCAGCUUUUUGGAAAGGCAUUUGAUGUGAAUAUGAAUACCAUUGUCGGCCAUGAUGGCGGUGAACAUCCUAAAGGUGUCUUGCCAAAUGGUUUGUCCACCAUCCAGGGUCAGGUGAUGCAUGUGAUCCGAAGGUUCUCUGUUAGCGAUAUUGGCAUUGGGUUCCAUGAACUGCAGUCCCAGCUCAACCACCUCAGCAUGGGAGACCUCAGAGCGUCCCUGACAUUUCUGAUAAAUGAAGGCCAUGUCUUCUUUACCAUUGAUGAGCAUCAUUUCAAGUCAACAGAACAUUAGCGGGCUACCUGGAGUCAGCGCAGUCCUGGAUCUGAUCAGGAUUUACCCACAUUUUUGGAGUGACAUACAUCUUUUUUUUUUUGGUUAAAUUAUAACUAGUGCUGUAGCUGAUGGCUUUGUUUGUCUUGUUCUAAAUAUGUUAUACCCUGUGGGGUUACACAAGCAGGGUUUAUACUGCAUAGAAUUACUGCCCUGAUGUAUUGCUCUGACUAAUUUGUUUGACUAUAUAUAUAUAUAUAUAUUUUUUUUUUUUCUUUAUCUUUUUAAUUUCUAAGUUGUAUAUGUAUGCUGAAUUUAUCUGUACCCUGCAAAUGUUGUCUUGUUUGCUGUAUAUAAAGGGACUGUGACUCAGCAGAAUCAA